Messenger RNA from Suncus etruscus (white-toothed pygmy shrew), 5216 nucleotides. RefSeq names its product ras responsive element binding protein 1 (gene RREB1). Gene Ontology annotation, molecular function: DNA-binding transcription activator activity, RNA polymerase II-specific; RNA polymerase II cis-regulatory region sequence-specific DNA binding. Gene Ontology annotation, cellular component: nucleus. The record is from RefSeq and is a predicted model, not a curated record. Gene Ontology annotation, biological process: regulation of transcription by RNA polymerase II. Lineage: Eukaryota; Metazoa; Chordata; Mammalia; Eulipotyphla; Soricidae.
GCAGUGUCCACCCAGGGAAGACAGAAGCACAUAGACCGUCCCUGGACCGGUCUCAGUCCUUAAGGGGACCCAAGAAAAUGGAGCUAGACGGCUGAGGUCCCCGAAAGCACGACACUUGUCCCGAUGGCGUCCAGCUCGCCAGCCGGUAUGGAGGGGUCCGACUUGUCUUCCAUCAACACCAUGAUGUCCGCUGUCAUGGCUGUAGGGAAAGUGGCAGAGAAUGGUGGGAGUCCCCCACCCAUCAAGUCUCCCUCGAAAGCUCCAGGACCAAACCGGAUUGGCAGGAGGAACCAGGAGACGAAGGAGGAGAAAUCAUCCUACAGCUGCCCGUUGUGUGAGAAGCUCUGUAGCACCCAGCACCAGCUCACCAUGCACAUCCGCCAGCACAACACGGACACAGGCGGGGCUGAUCACUCCUGCAGCAUCUGCGGCAAGUCACUCAGCUCUGCGAGCUCCCUGGACCGCCACAUGCUGGUGCACUCAGGCGAACGGCCCUACAAGUGCACCGUGUGUGGUCAGUCUUUCACCACCAAUGGCAACAUGCACAGACACAUGAAAAUCCAUGAGAAGGACCCAAGCGGAGCUACAGCAUCAGCGCCACCCUCCCCUCUGAAGCGCAGGAGACUAUCCUCCAAGAGGAAGUUGAGUCAUGACACUGAGUCUGAGAAGGAAGACCUGGCACCCAUCAAGAAGAUGGUGGAUGAUGGUUCAGGGGACUUGGAGAAGACAGGUGAUGAGCUCUUCCACUGCCCCAUAUGCUUCAAGGAGUUUGCCUGCAGAUACAGCUUAGAGAGCCACGUGGAGGCACACUCAGAGAACCCGCUCAGGUGUGAUGUGUGCUGCGUAACUUUCCGCACGCAUCGGGGGCUGCUGCGCCACAAUGCGCUGGUGCACAAGCAGCUGCCGCGUGAUGCCUCCGGGCGCCCAUUCAUCCAGAACAACCCAGCCAUCCCUGCCGGUUUCCACGACCUGGGAUUCACCGACUUCUCCUGCCGCAAGUUCCCACGCAUCUCCCAGGCUUGGUGCGAGACCAACCUUCGCCGCUGCAUCAGCGAGCAGCACCGCUGCGUGUGCGACACGUGUGACAAGGCCUUCCCCAUGCCCGCAGCGCUUGCCCUGCACGUGCAGACCCACAACGUGCCCGCCCCAGCCUGCAGCCCGCCCGGGGACUCCGGCGACCAGAAGCUCUUCCUGGCGCUGCUGGGCCUUCAGCACAUCCAAGAGGCAGGGCCGGCCCCUGCCGAGGAGCCACCGCCGGACGACAACCAAGCCAUCCAGCAGCAGGCACUGCGGGGCCCGAUGCCCCCCGAGCCGGGCUGCCCCGCCGUGCUGGGGCUGUCGGCUACGGCCGUGGGGACCCCACUGGCCGUGCUGCCCUUCCAGAGGGGCUUCCUCCUCCAGCCCGACAGCAGCAUCGUGGUGAAGCCGGUCUCCGGCGAGUCGGCCGUGGAGCUGGCCGACAUCCAGCAGAUCCUGCAGAUGGCCGCCGCGGCGCCCCCUCACCUCAACCUCCCUCCGCUGGCCAAGGCGCCCGCCGCGCCCCUGCAGACCGUCUUCAGGCACAUGCCCCCGCUGAAGCCAAAGCCCCUGGCCGCUCCGCGCACGGUGGUGGCCGCCUCCACGCCGCCCCCGCUGGUCAGCGCCCAGCAGAAUUCCCCCGGCUGCACCAGCCCCAGCCUGCCCCCGCCGCCCCUCAAGCUGCUCAGGGGCGCCGUGGAGGCCGCCUCGCAGGCCCACCUGCUGCAGUCCAAGUCGGGGGCGCCCGGCACGCCCCUCUUCCUGCCAGCCCCGCGCGCGGCCGAGACGCACACGCGCCUGGAGCAGGACAGCCUGCUGGAGGCGCUGCUGCCCCUGGGCGUGGAGGCCCAGAUCAAGCAGGAGGCCGCGGUGACCGAGGCCGACCUCCAGGCCCUCAUGGCGGGGCCGGGCGGCAGGAAGGCGCCGGCCGUGCGCAAGGUGCUGUACCCCUGCCGCUUCUGCGACCAGGUGUUCGCCUUCUCGGGCGUGCUGCGCGCGCACGUGCGCUCGCACCUGGGCAUCUCCCCGUACCAGUGCAACAUCUGCGACUACAUCGCGGCCGACAAGGCGGCGCUCAUCCGCCACCUGCGCACGCACAGCGGCGAGCGGCCCUACGUCUGCCGCCUCUGCCAGUACCCCUUCACCGUCAAGGCCAACUGCGAGCGCCACCUGCGCAAGAAGCACCUCAAGGCCACGCGCAAGGACAUCGAGAAGAACAUCGAGUACGUGAGCGGCGGCGCCGCCGCCGAGCUGGUGGACGCCUUCUGCGCGCCCGACACCGUGUGCCGCCUGUGCGGCCAGGACCUGCGGCACCACCGCGCGCUGCGCGUGCACAUGCGCACCCACUGCGCGCGCGCGGGGCCGCGGCCGCCGCGCAAGCCCUUCGAGUGCCGCGAGUGCCGCGCCGCCUUCGCCGCGCGCCGCAACUGCGUGCACCACGUGCUCAAGCAGCACGCGCACGUCCCCGAGGGCGACGUCGACGCCUACGUGCUGGCCGCCGACGCCGCCGGGCCGGGCCCCGCGCCCCGCGCCGAGCGCAAGGCCCUGGCCGCCUUCCUGGAGCCGCACAACGGCUUCCUGCACGCGCCCGGCGCCGCCGCCGCCGCCCCCGCCCCCGCCCCGGGGCCUCGCGUGGCCGUGAAGCUGGAGCCGGCCGGCGGCUGCCCGGCGCAGCUCAGCGAGCCCCUGGACUUCUCCCAGAAGGGCCUGGCGCUGGUGCGCGUCAAGCAGGAGAGCCCGGGCGUCUUCCUCGGCGCCGGGGCCGCCCCUACGACGGCUCCCUGGAGCCCCAUCGACCUGUCCGUCCCCAAGCACUUCCGCGCAGAGGACAAGGAGCCCGCGGCCCUCGCCGAGGGGGAAGCUCGCGCCGGAAGCGGACGGCCCCCGAUGCCGCCGGCGCCGGCCGUGACCGUGGUGCCCAGCGGUCUCCCGGAGAAGCCCGAGACCCCGGGCAGCCCCUCGGCGGCCUCCGCCCCGGACCCCGGCCACACGCAGGCGCUGCGGGGCCCCGUCCGCCUGGCCGUGCCCAUCUACUCGGCGGCGCUGCUCGGCGGCGGCCCCGCCUUGCUGCGGCCCCUGCGCCCCAAGCCCCCCCUGCUCCUGCCGAAGCCCCCCGCGUCCGACGAGCUUCCCCCGCUGGCCUCCAUCGCCCAGAUCAUCUCGUCCGUGUCCUCGGCCCCCACCUUGCUCAGAGCCAAGGCGGUCGAGCCGGGGCCGGGGCUGGCCGCCACGGACAGCGCGGGAUGGCCCCAAGGUGGCGGCUGCCCCGGCCGAUACCGAGCAGCCCCCACCGAGUGCAGCGACGCGCCCCCCGCGGCCGACAGCCCGGAACCCACGUCGCCCCCUGAGUCGGGGCCCGCGGGCCCUGUCCAAGAAGAAAGGACGGAAUGCGAAGCGCUGCGGAGCCGGCCCCGGGCACCCAGUGGCGAGGCGCUGGACCUGGACUCGAGUGGCGAGUUUGCCAGCGUGGAGAAGAUGUUGGCCACGACGGACAGCCACCGCUUCACCCCGUUUCUGCAGAGUGCUCAGGACGGGGCCUCCACCAGGAUACCAGCAGCACAGAGCAAUCCGGCACCCCUGAGGAGAAGGGCCAGCGGGGCCCUGGCUGCCCGCAGAGGCUCACCUGCCCCCCACUGCCCACGCGUCUUCCCCUGGGCCAGCUCCCUGCAGCGGCACUUGCUUACACACACAGGUCAGAAGCCCUUCCCCUGUCAGACUUGUGACGCCUUCUUUUCCACCAAGUCUAACUGCGAGCGGCACCAGCUGCGCAGACACGGACUCGGCGCCUGCUCCCCGAGGAGGAACGGGCUCCUGGCGCUGCCCGCAGAGGGCGAGGGCGCGGGUCCCGAUAGCACAGACAGCCAGUCGGACACCGAGACACUGGUCACCACAGGAGGCUUGGCGUUGGACCUCACGUCCCGGGAGAAGGAGCCACUGCCCAGCCCAGAGGCAGGAGGAUGCCAUGCUGAGGAGGACGAGGAGGAAGUGGAGGAGGAAGAGGAGGAGGAUGGGGAGGACGAGCCAGCCGGGGAGAGCACGGGAGCCGGAGAGGGGUGUGGAGCAGAAAGCAGGGAUGUGGAUGGCCCUGAGUCGGACACUGUCAGCAACAAGAGCCUGGACCUGAACCUGGCCAGCACACUGAUGGGCUUCAAGCUGGGUGCAGGCCAGCCCGAGCAGAAGCAAGCCUGCGGUGUGUGCGGGAAGACCUUCAAGUUUCUGGGGACCCUGAGCCGGCACCGCAAGGCCCAUGAGCACGGGGAUGCUCAGGAUGAAGUGCCGGGCACAGGCCAGGCCCACCAGGGGUCCCCUGCCCCUGUCCCCGAGCCCAAGGAGCUGCCCAACGAGCCCCUAGAGACGUCAGCCAGCAGGGAGGCCUCGGCCGAGAAGCAGAGUGGGGAGGGGGACGGCCCCUCAGAUGGGGAGGCUGAGCGGGCAGCAGAGAGGAAUGAGGGCGAGUGUGGGGCGCCCCUUGGGGCAGGAGCAGCUGGAGGUGCGGGUAGCGCAGCCAGCAAGGCGGACAAGAGGAAGAAGGUCUGCAGUGUGUGCAGCAAGCGUUUCUGGUCUCUGCAGGACCUCACCCGCCACAUGCGCUCCCACACAGGAGAGCGGCCCUACAAGUGCCAAACGUGCGCUCGCACCUUCACGCUGAAGCACAGCCUCGUGCGGCACCAGCGCGUGCACCAGAAGGCCCGGCACUCCCGGCCCCAGGGCAAGGACAGUGAUCGCGACGAAGUGGCCGGGGACGACAGUGGCAGUGAGUCCACGCACAGCGGCACUCACCCCCCAUCGGAGAGCGAGACCCCUGGCCCGCAGGAGGAUGGGGCUGGCCGGACAACGGGAGGCAGCCAGUCAGAGUUGGACGGGGCCCAGCCCGAGAGCCCAGCACCGGCACCCGAGCUGCAGGAGCUGCAGGGCAAGAGGCCCGGCCCCUCUCCAGACGCCUCGCCACCCCCAGGGCUGGACUGAGCCCUGCACCCUGCCCCAGCACAAAACCAGCGCCACUGGCCACCCCUCGGUGCCUUCUCGCCCAUCCCCACCGGUGUGGCCGUCUCCGUGGAUUGUGGGGAAGCCCUGUCCACAUCAGCAUCACCACAACCGUCCGGUGAGCCUGUCCCCGCUGUCCUGUCUCAGGAGUGUCUGCUCUGAGCUGCAUGGGGUCAUCACUGCCCAUAACUGGAAGACGACAACGACGAUGAUGA